AUGUCAGACUCCUUCCCCGACUCGCCCCAGAUACUCCUCAACGACUCGAACCGCCCCACCUCCAUAGACUUCAGCCUCGAACUCGAACGGCAGCUCGAGGCAGAAUCUCUCCCCAGCUCGCCUAAUCCCCUCCGGCCCCAGUCCCUCGAUGUCAACGUCCUCGCCUCUAUCGUCACCCAGCUCCGCGAGUCCUUGGCUGGCACCUCCAGAGAGCGCGAUGUCCUCAUGGAGAAGCUCACCGAAGCCCAGACAAGAGAGCAGGGCAUGCGGGAGACCCUCGACCAUGUCGCCGACAAAUGCUUGCAAAUGGAGAACGACCUGGAGAGUGCGACUGCCCAGCAUAAGGAUGAUGAGGAGACGAUAGCGAUGUUGCGGUCAAAAGUAGAGGAAAGCCGACGCGCUCUCAUGAGACUUCAGACGGAGAAGAGGAUGAGCCAGGUGUCCAACCUGUCUCUCGACCUCUCUAGGUCGCCCCCUCCACACCUCACCUUUAACGGCCCCCCGUCGUCCAAACGAGCCUCCUUCGCACCCCUCACCGGCUCUGCCGCAGGGCGCGCACACCGUCGGAUAUCGUCUGUGUCCGAUGCCAGCCUCCUUGGUGAACCCUCAACAUGGCCCCCGCCUUCUCCUCGCUCUCCCCUCAUACCCGAAGACCCGGAAGCAACUCCGGUUGAGCGGCCAAACAAGCGCAUGUCGCUGCUGUUUGGUCGCGGUCCCUCCCCACAGCCCGAGCCGUCAGCAAGCCCCUUCGAGGUCGAGUCGUUGCGAAAACAGUGCCGUACGUUGCAGCAACAACUGGACAACCUCAAGCGCGAUCUCACCGAGUCCCAAGAGGCCCACGAAGCAUCGGAGCUCUGUGUGCGCGCCCUCCGCACGUUCAUAUCCGACAACAACGUCGGUGUUCCCUCCACUGUCAAGAGCGCUGCCGUGGUCGCGCCCUCUGCGUCCUCCCCAUCGCACUCGAAGCAGCCCAGUACCGCUUCGCGCUGGGGGUUCAAGUUGUGGACGACGACCGCGGAGGCGGGGGCGAGCAAGCCAAACACGCCGUCCUCGACUCCCGUCGCCCCGCUCCCUCCGGCAGACAUCGGUGCGAUACCCUCGCCGAGUCAGCCGAUGCCGCGUAAGUUCGGUGGGUUCUUCGGCGGACGCACGACCAGCGUGUCGUCCAGUGGCUCGACGCGUCCGUCAGAGGAACACGUGCCUCAAGAGCCGUUGUCCAACGGAUCGGACACAUCGUCGCUCGACGAGUCUACGGGUCCGAUCAGCCCCACUUCGGAGUCUCGUGCCCAUGUUGUACUCCCCACAAACGAUAAAGCUGUUGACGGCGUGAUGGAAGGACAGGAGGUCUCAGUCCCAGGGGUUACUGUUUGA
Messenger RNA from Epithele typhae, 1371 nucleotides. RefSeq lists its product as uncharacterized. Lineage: Eukaryota; Fungi; Basidiomycota; Agaricomycetes; Polyporales; Epitheliaceae. The record is from RefSeq and is a predicted model, not a curated record. Bases 1 to 1371 code for a protein of 456 amino acids. The transcript has 2 exons.